UAAACGCGCGAACAUGGAAUACCUAUUAAUGGUAUUUAAAAAAUUUAACUUGUUUUACUUUUAUCAGUUAGAUGAAUUUAAAUAAAUAGUUUGAAAUAAUUUCUACUUCAUGAGGGAUGCAUGCAUUAUUUGUUUAUAUUUUUCCGACAAAACUGUAUUCAGUUUUUAAAAAUGCUGCAAAAUUCAAAUCUUUCAAAAGCUGACCAAAUCAACAAAAAUUCAAGUAAAAAAAGGAAUCUAGGGAUCAAUAGAAGAAGCCGUUUUUCGCUAAAUAAAUCUUUUAACACAAAUCAUGAUUUUAUUGAAAAUAGUUCACUAACUAAGAUUAGCUCACAAAGUAACAAUAACAAUUAUGAAACCACUCUUACCAGAACUACUGCUAAUAAUAACACUUCCAUAAAAAAAAAAACAGGAAAAUCAUUAAUGAAUAUUAAUGUAACUUCUAAUAAAGACCAUGAUAAAAGUAUGAAACUUGAGGAGUAUAAUUUUGAUGAUACGUUAUGUGAUAUACCUUAUGAAAUUUUUGAUAAAAAUGAUGUUACAUUAUGCAUUGAACAAAGUCAGUUAAAAUCAAAUUGUAUUGAUGGAGAAAGUGAUGAAAGCUGUUCUGAUAUUAUCCCAGAGACACCAAAUCAAACUAUUAGUACUCAUGAUCAAUGUUUUUCAUCAACGCCACUUUUUUUAAUGAAUGAACCUAACUUUGAGGCUACCAUAAUCAGUUCUCAGAAAAAUUUAUUGGAAAAUCUUAAUGAUUCUAAUGAAAAAAUAUUAGCAUGUUUAAAUGUUACUGAACUUUCAUCCUCUGCUAAUUCCAACAAUGAACAAUCCAAUAAUGAUACAUUUUACGAUUUACCAAUUGGAGUUAGGGAUUACUUGUUUCAAAUACGAGGAAUCAAAAGUUUAUAUAGUUGGCAAAAACAUUGUCUAAAACUUUCUGCUGUCAGAAAGCGUAAAAAUCUUAUUUAUUCUUUACCAACAAGUGGUGGAAAAACAUUAGUUGCAGAGUUGUUAAUUAUGAAAGAAAUUCUUAAACAAAAAAAAAAUGCAAUAUUUGUUUUGCCUUAUGUUUCAAUUGUACAAGAAAAAGUUCGUGAGUUAUCGCCAUUUGCUGUUGAGUUUAAUUUUCAUGUGGAGGAAUAUGCAGCAAGCAGAGGUAUCUUACCUCCAAGAAAAAGAAGGAAAAAAAAUUCAGUAUACAUUGCAACCAUUGAAAAAGCCAAUGCAAUUGUAAACAGCUUAGUUGAGCUCAACCGUGAAGAUGAACUUGGAAUGAUUGUUAUUGAUGAGCUGCAUAUGAUAGGAGAGGGAGGAGGCAGAGGGGCUCUUCUUGAAAUUUUAAUUUCAAAGGUUCUUUAUAAAUUUUUGCAUGUACAAGUUAUUGGAAUGAGUGCAACCUUUGGAAAUAUUGAAGAGUUAAAAACAUUUCUUAAUGCAGAACUUUAUAUCAAUGAUUUUCGACCGGUGGAGUUAAUUGAGUAUGUAAAAAUGGAUGACACAUUGUAUGAGAUAAAUAAAAACUCAGAAGAAUUGUAUAGAAAAGUCCGCACAGUUACACAUAUUCAAAACAUUUCAUCAGCGUUAAAGGCAGGUGAUCCAGAUCAUAUCCUAACAUUGGUACUAGAAGUCAUACCUCAAAACUCCUGUUUGAUAUUUUGUUCAACUAAGAAAAACUGUGAAAGCGUUGCUUUAAUGUUAGCAAAAUCAAUGCCCAAAGAACUAAUGGUAAAUAAAAAAGAAGAACGCCAGCAGCUACUUGAUCUUUUAAAAAGUACAAUUAGUGGUGUGUGUUUUACACUAAAGUCAACAAUUGCUUUUGGUAUUGCUUAUCAUCAUAGUGGAUUGACAAUGGAUGAACGAAAACUUAUAGAAGAAGCAUAUUCCUCUGGUGUUUUAUGUCUUUUAUGUUGCACAUCUACGCUUGCUGCUGGUGUAAAUUUGCCAGCUAAAAGAGUAAUUUUACGUUCUCCAUAUAUUGGAAAUGCAUUUUUAAUGAAAAGUCAGUACAAACAAAUGGUAGGGAGAGCUGGGAGAGCAGGUAUUGACACAUCUGGUGAAAGUAUUAUAAUUCUUCAACAGAAAGAUAAAGUUAAAGCACGUGAACUUUUAGAAGGACCAAUUGGAAGUUGUAAAAGUAGUUUGUCAUAUCAAGAUGGGAAAGGCUUCAGACACUUAAUAUUGACUCUAUUAGGGCUAAAGAUUUGUAUGUGUCUUAACACCAUGGAAUCAUUUUUUAAGAAAACUCUUCAUUAUAUACAACUUGAUGAUUCUAAAAAAUCUACGCUUUUAGAUGAUAUUUCUAGAGAAAUUAAUCAUUUGGUAAAAAUUAAUAUGCUUGUCAUUAUUGAUGGAGAAGAAAAUGAAGACAUUCAGUUAACUUCUUUAGGUCAAGCAACAUACAAAGGUUGCAUGGAUAUUGAUAAGACUCCCUUUAUUUAUGAACAAUUAAAGCAUGCUCUUUCUGGAAUGGUUCUUGCUAAUGAACUACACCUCUUGUAUUUAGCUACUCCUGUUGAUCAUGUUGAAAAUUUAUAUUUAAAAUGGAUGCUUUAUUAUAAUCAGGUAAAUAAGCUUAAUCCAAUCAAUCUGAAAACAGCUGAGUUUGUUGGAGUAACAGAAAGUGUACUUAGUAAAAAGGCUGCUGGUAAAAGAUGUAGCAAGGACUCAUUUGAUGAGUUCAUUUACAAGCGAUUUUUUUUGGCUUUGCUAUUAUUUGAACUUUUAAAAAAGAAAUCUGUACUGCAAGUUUCUGAAACUUAUGAGAUUUCUCGUGGUUUUCUUCAGAAUCUUCUUGUCUCAUCAAUAUCAUACACCUCACUGUUGAUACAUUUUACUGCUGAAAUAAGCGAGUUUUGGGUGUAUAAAAUUUUGUUUCAAGCUCUCCUUGAGCGACUCUCAAACACAAGCAGCAUUGAAUUAGCACCGUUACUAGAGAUUCCUGGAAUUAAAGAGGCACGUGCACAUCAGUUAUUUAAGUGUGGAUAUCGGACUUUACAGCAUCUGGCUUCUGUAAAUCCAGAGAAACUAUCUGCUGAUAUUAAAAACUUACCACGAAACCAGGCAAGGUUGAUUACUACUUCAGCUAAGAUGAUUUUACAAGAAAAAAUUGAGUCGUUGCGUGAAGAAGCCGAUGAAAUAGCUGCGUUGCCUUUAAUAUGAAACCGAAAAUUUAAGUUAAAAAAGAAAAUUUUUAGUAUAUGUUAGAUUGCUAAACUUAUUUAUAUGUUUUAUUUAACGUAACAGUUUAUAUAAUCGGAGAAUGUAAAGUGCUUUUAAAUAUUAUUUAUCAAUUGUAAAAGGUUUGCAGGUUCUUUUCAUCACAACACAUUAAAACAAUAGAUUAGUAAUGGUAAUUUCAUAAAACGAUCAAAAUAGAUUUAACGAUAAAUAACAUCAUUUCUUUUUAA
Messenger RNA from Hydra vulgaris (swiftwater hydra), 3404 nucleotides. Its product is annotated as helicase POLQ-like. Gene Ontology annotation, molecular function: ATP binding; nucleic acid binding. Lineage: Eukaryota; Metazoa; Cnidaria; Hydrozoa; Anthoathecata; Hydridae. The record is from RefSeq and is a predicted model, not a curated record.